Colletotrichum graminicola M1.001 is the source of this 2304-nucleotide messenger RNA. Its product is annotated as glycosyl hydrolase family 3 N terminal domain-containing protein. Gene Ontology annotation, cellular component: plant-type cell wall. The coding region runs from base 1 to 2304 and encodes 767 amino acids. Gene Ontology annotation, molecular function: alpha-L-arabinofuranosidase activity; xylan 1,4-beta-xylosidase activity. NCBI's taxonomy places the organism in Eukaryota, Fungi, Ascomycota, Sordariomycetes, Glomerellales, Glomerellaceae. Gene Ontology annotation, biological process: arabinan catabolic process; xylan catabolic process. The transcript has 2 exons. The record is from RefSeq and is a predicted model, not a curated record.
AUGAAGUCUACUUGGCUCAUUGUCCUCGGUGCUGUCGUGUCCGUCGUGACGCAGGAGGAAGACCCCGAAUCUCGACGACAGAGUUACCCCAACUGUGUCAAUGGGACCCUGUCCGUGAACAAGGUUUGUGACCGCACGCUGUCUCCGCCGGAGCGUGCGGCGGCUCUUGUGAAGGCCUUGACCGUCGAGGAGAAGCUGCAGAACCUAGUCAGCAAGGCGCAGGGAGCUCCCCGCAUCGGCUUGCCCGCGUACAACUGGUGGAGCGAAGCGCUUCAUGGCGUGGCCUACGCUCCGGGGACGUAUUUCCCCGAAGGCGACGUGGAGUUCAACUCGUCCACGUCGUACCCGAUGCCGCUUCUGAUGGCGGCGGCGUUCGACGACGAGCUGAUUGAGCAGAUCGGCGCCGCCAUCGGCAUCGAGGCCCGGGCCUGGGGAAACGCCGGCUGGGCCGGGCUAGACUACUGGACGCCCAACGUCAACCCGUUCAAGGACCCGCGAUGGGGCCGCGGGUCCGAGACGCCCGGGGAGGAUGUGCUACGGGUCAAGCGUUACGCCGAGUACAUCACGCGUGGUCUCGACGGGCCCGUCCCCGGGGAGCAGCGCCGCGUCAUCUCGACGUGCAAGCACUACGCCGGCAACGACUUUGAGGACUGGAACGGCACCAGCAGGCACGACUUCGACGCCAAGAUCACGGCGCAGGACCUUGCCGAGUACUACCUGAUGCCCUUCCAGCAGUGCGCCCGGGACUCCAAGGUCGGUUCCAUCAUGUGCGCUUACAACGCCGUCAACGGCGUGCCGUCGUGCGCCAACGAGUAUCUUCUGCAGAACAUCCUGCGGGAGCACUGGAACUGGACGGAACACAACAACUACGUCACAAGCGACUGCGAGGCCGUGCUCGAUGUCUCGGCAAAUCACAAGUACGCGCCCACCAACGCCGCCGGCACUGCCAUCUGCUUCGAGGCCGGCAUGGACACAAGCUGCGAGUAUACCGGCUCGUCGGACAUCCCCGGAGCCUGGUCCCAGGGCCUGCUCAAGGAAGAGACCGUCGACAGGGCGCUUCUCCGGCUCUACGAGGGUCUCGUCCGGGCGGGCUACUUUGACGGGCACGAGGCCAUCUACGCCAAGCUGGGUUGGAAGGAUGUCAACUCGGCCGAGGCCCAGAGCCUCGCGCUCCAGGCCGCCGUGGAGGGGAUUGUCCUGCUGAAAAACAACGGCACUCUGCCUCUGGAUCUGAAGCCCUCCCACAAGGUGGCCAUGAUUGGCUUCUGGGCCGACGCCCCGGACAAGCUGCAGGGAGGCUACAGCGGGAGAGCCGCGCACCUCCACACCCCGGCGUACGCCGCCCGGCAGCUCGGCCUGGACAUCACCUUGGCGUCGGGGCCCGUUCUGCAGAGGAACAACGCGAGCGACAACUGGACGGCCGCCGCCUUGGAGGCAGCCGAGGGGGCGGACUACAUCCUCUACUUUGGCGGCUUGGACACCUCGGCGGCGGGCGAGACGCUGGACCGGACGGACCUCGAGUGGCCGGAGGCGCAGCUGAUGCUGAUCAAGAAGCUGAGCGCGCUGGGGAAGCCGCUCGUGGUCAACCUGCUCGGCGACCAGCUGGAUGACACGCCCCUAUUGCAGCUUGACGAGGUCAGCUCGAUCCUGUGGGCCAACUGGCCGGGCCAGGACGGCGGCGUCGCCAUCAUGAAGCUCAUCACGGGCGAAAAGAGCCCGGCGGGCCGCCUGCCCGUCACGCAGUACCCGUCGAACUACACGGACCUGAUCCCGAUGACGAGCAUGGACCUCCGGCCGACGUCCCAGUACCCUGGACGCACGUACCGGUGGUACGACAAGCCCAUCAAGCGCUUCGGGUUCGGCCUCCACUACACGACAUUCAAGGCGGAGGUCGGGGGCGCAUUCCCCAAGACGCUGAGGAUCGCGGACCUCGUCGGGUGCGGGAACGAGCACCCGGACACGUGCCCGGCCCCGCCGCUGCCGGUCAGCAUCACCAACACGGGCAACCGCACCUCCGACUACGUGGCUCUCGCGUACCUGUCGGGCGAGUACGGGCCUCGGCCGUACCCCAUCAAGACGCUCUCGGCCUACAAGCGGCUGCGCGACGUGGCGCCCGGGGAGACGGCGACAGUGGACCUCGCGUGGACGCUUGGCGAUAUUGCGCGCCACGACGAGCAGGGGAACACGGUGCUCUACCCCGGCGAAUACACCAUCACGAUCGACGAGCCGACGUUGGCAACCGCCGCGUUCACUCUCGAGGGCGAGGAAGCGGUGCUCGACAAGUGGCCGGCCCCGCCCAGCUAA